Messenger RNA from Onthophagus taurus, 1694 nucleotides. RefSeq names its product pleckstrin homology domain-containing family G member 4B-like. Lineage: Eukaryota; Metazoa; Arthropoda; Insecta; Coleoptera; Scarabaeidae. Gene Ontology annotation, cellular component: cytoplasm; extrinsic component of membrane. Gene Ontology annotation, biological process: axon guidance. The record is from RefSeq and is a predicted model, not a curated record. Gene Ontology annotation, molecular function: guanyl-nucleotide exchange factor activity.
CCUCUAUUUUUAAACAUUACAUACAUUUUCAGUUGUAAUCAAUUAGUGGGCUACUUAGAGAUAUAAAAAUUUGACGUCAUACACUGAAUAAUACGCAAUAUAUGUUUAAUUUCUGCAAACCACAUCCUAUUAGUAAACCAUUGUGUAGAAGGAAAAUUACUUGUUGUGUAAAACUCCUAAACAUGGAAGGAGCAAACAGAAACGGCCAAAAUCUUAAAGAUUUCCAUCAGUUAAAAAAUAUAAUAGAGAAGCAAAUUGACUUCAAAAUACAACAAACAUCGUACUGUACAAAAAAUUAUUACGUACAACCAAUAGUUUUCCCAACACUACCUAAAAACAAUGUUAAAUCAUCAUCAACAUUUGAACAAUCAUCAACAGAUCAUGCAAGUUCUGAAAUAUAUUUUAAAAUAACUGGGAAAACAUUUUAUAAAUUAAUGGAUUUUAUAAGCAAAAAAGGAAUAAAGGAUCACGACACGUCCAACAUCGAUACGAUUUACGAUUAUUUACAAUCCGAUGUGCUUUCUAUAAGAAUGAAGAUAAAGUCAUCGAAUUUCGAAACGUUUAAAUCAUGCGGAAAUGAAACCGUAAAAGAUGUUUGCGAGAACCUGAAGGAUGUUGAAAGCACAAUAAAAUCUGAUAAUAAAAAUAAAAUUUGUACACCGAAAUAUCACUCUUUAAUAUGUGAACUCAUUGAAAGCGAGUAUAAUUAUGUCGGUGAUUUACACAAUUUGUAUCAUAAUUACGUUCUUUAUUUUAAAAGGGAAACAUUUCAAAAUUUCUCAGAAAUUUACGAAUUUUUUACAAUUAUCGAACAAAUUAAUUUCGAACAAGGAGAAUUUUACAAACAACUAAUGACAUACAAAAGCAUCGAAGAUGUUGCAUCCCACUUUAUUGAAAACGAGAAAUUAUUCGCUUUGUACAGAAAUUAUAUUUUAAACGUCAACGAUGCAAUUAAUUUUUUGACCAUCAAACAUAGAUUUGAAGUUUUAAAACGCCAACAAGAAUUGGGACACGUAAAAUCAUUAGAGGAGCAUUUAUUAUUACCAAUUCAACGAUUAAACGAAUACAUUUCAUUAUUAGAAAAUCUCGAAACUCAUCUAGAACAAAAUCGGAUAUCAUCAACGAAAGUAAACGCAGUUUUAUUAAUUUUCAAAAAACUUCUAACCACUUCAAAAAGCGACACGAAAAUCGUUGAAUCUAUCACAGAUCGACCAAAAAGUUUAGUAAAUUACGGCGGGUUUAUCAUGAAACAACCCUUUUAUAUCCGAAAGAUGAGCACUAGUUUUAAAAUAAUCGUUUUCUUAUUUCAAGAAGUCGUCAUUUUUACUAUUCCGAAAGAUAUAGAACGUUAUACUUACGUUCAUAGUAUUUUCAUGAAAGAUUUGUAUAUACGUCCAAUUUCGGAGGUUAAACAUUCAUUUGAAUUGAUGGAUUUUCAUAAUCGUAGUGAUAAUAAUGAAAAGAACGCUUAUAUUUUGGAAACUAGGGAUCCUACAAUUAAAAAUACAUGGGUUGAAGUUAUCGAAUCUUUACUUUGGGAACAAUUAAUGAUUUGUAAGAGAAAAGUAAAAGAAAAUUUGAACAUGGACAAACCGAUUUAGAUUUAAAGAUACUUGUGGAAUAGUUUUAAGUUUUAAUUAAAUUUAAUCAUGUAUAUGUUAUGGUUGAUGUAAUAAAUCCAAUUUUUAUGAAUA